AUGUCAGUUUACAAUUAUUUGAUCUUGGGUAGUAAUAAGUGUGAGGCAUCUAUAACUUCAAAGAGAACAAGAACUUCUGAAAAUGAUAAGAGAUCAGGAAAUACCAAGACCAAAAGGCAUAAUGUUGAAUCAUCAACAUUUUCUAAGAGAAUAAAAAUUAGUUUGAGUUCAUCAGAUUACUCAAAUAUUUGGAGAAACAGUCCUAUAAAUCAUGAAGGAAAUUUUAAUGAUAAAAAUACUGUAAUCAGACUUAAUGAUAACAAGGUUACCUCUAAAGGUCUUUCAAAUGCUCUUCAAAUAAUUGAAGACAUUACAUACAUUGGUGAAUAUGAAGA
Funneliformis caledonium is the source of this 335-nucleotide messenger RNA. Lineage: Eukaryota; Fungi; Glomeromycota; Glomeromycetes; Glomerales; Glomeraceae. The record is from the annotation of a GenBank genome assembly.